CUGCUUCCGUGUGAGGCCCGGCCUCUGGGGCCCGCUGGUGGCGGCGGCCUAGCGAGGCGCGGCGGCUGGUGGGCAGGAGUGUGUUGAAAGAAGAUUCAGGAAAGAUAAGGAAAGGAGAGUGGCAGAUACACUACAGGAGGGUUCACUGAUGCUGAAGUACUAUGAGCGUUCAGAGCUUCUGGAGAGACUACAAAGUUCUGAUUGUUAUGGUGCCUUUAGUUGGGCUCAUACAUUUGGGGUGGCACAAAAUCAAAAGCAGCCCUAUAUUCCAGGUACCUAACAAGGACAACCUUCCUGUGCCAGAUAGUCUGGCACUUGCAAGUCCUCCAAAGGACCACGUCCAAAAGAAAUAACAAGGUUGCAUUCUUCAG
Messenger RNA from Myotis daubentonii (Daubenton's bat), 371 nucleotides. RefSeq lists its product as uncharacterized. The record is from RefSeq and is a predicted model, not a curated record. Lineage: Eukaryota; Metazoa; Chordata; Mammalia; Chiroptera; Vespertilionidae.